GAAAUCAUAAUGUCAUUAAUAAUAAAAACUACGGCGAAUGUUUGGGAAAUGGAAAAAGGAUUUGAUAUUAUUUUAUUUAUUGACAAAAACAAUGUCCACAAUAGUGAAUACUCGAAGAACGAAUGUUUUCGUCGCAUAAAUGUCAAAUAUCCAUUCCAAAAGUUAUUCUUGACAAGGAUUAUAAACGUGUUGGGAAAAUCGUGCGCACUAGUAUAUUCUGUGUACGGCGAGUCCAUAUGCUGUUUGUUGCUGAACGGCUCGCAAACUCAGCGGAAAAACGAAAACAGCUACGUAAAACACGGUCAUGGCAAGAAAAGGAAGAAAAAAAGCAGCAUUAUGUCCGACGUCGAAACCGGACUGCGGACCAUCAGGGACCGGUUAACAGAUUACCGAUAUCUGGGAGUGCAGUGCUGGACGCGACCAGUCGCGUAUGAUUUUGAGCUAAUUUUCCGAACAGUAUUCCGCAAAGACAACAGCGAUUUCUGGCUGUGCAGCCAGUGGAGGCAGUUGCCGUCUCCCCGCGAAUUUGUCCGCAUUGCCGAUGAAUUUAACAACAAUAAUUGUGGGGCACCCCGCAUCAAAAUUAUCAAGAAAAAUAAUGCCAACGACCGAAAAUCGUCAAAUAAAAUAAUAUUGCCAACGACGACGGCGUUUAUCCCAAAAUUGAAACCCAUGAUAACAGUCGCCAUCGAACUGCUGCAAUUCGACGAUGAUUAUGAGAGACCAACUAUGAAACCACCAAACAUACCAGUGAUUAAAAUAAUUCCACAAAAUAUUUGGGAAUUAGACACAGACGUUGAUAUUGUUUUAUUCCUUGACUUGGAAACCAUGUACAUGGACGAUUGGGAAGAUGAAGUAGUGGAACGUGUUAACGACUAUUAUCCUUUCAAAAAUAGGUUGUUGCAUGACAUACAGGUUAUGCCCCUUGGCUCGGGCACCGUAAAAAUAUAUCGACAAAAUGGCGUGUCGAUAUUCUGCAUAUUCUUCAGCAAUCGCAUGACCACCUUUAGCGACUGGAUGGAAAAUGCACUGAUCGGCAUCAAGAGAAUGUUAGCAGGUCACGUACAGUUGGCCAUCCAACUGGAUUUGUCUCUAUCAAAGUUUCAAUUGAAUAUCUACAGUAAUCUUUACUUUUUUUUCCAAUCGGUGUUCACGUACGACACAGUUAUUAUAUGGUUAUGUGGUAAUGGCGUGUAAUUCUAAAGGGAA
Molecule: messenger RNA, 1209 nt
Organism: Melanaphis sacchari
Lineage: Eukaryota; Metazoa; Arthropoda; Insecta; Hemiptera; Aphididae
Exons: 5
Source: RefSeq, a predicted model, not a curated record